Messenger RNA from Lactuca virosa, 582 nucleotides. The record is from the annotation of a GenBank genome assembly. Lineage: Eukaryota; Viridiplantae; Streptophyta; Magnoliopsida; Asterales; Asteraceae.
AUGGUAGAACAUGAUCAUUAUCAUCAACCAAAGCCUUUCACCGCCACACCAACCCAACUGAAGCUCUUUGGCAUCAUUGUCUCCAAGAAUGAAGACGCAAAACCUUCCAAGAUACCAUCCCUCUCCUCCUCCACCUCCUCUGACAGCCGUAAGUACGAGUGUCACUACUGCUUCCGGGAAUUCGAAAACUCACAAGCUUUGGGUGGUCAUCAGAACGCCCACAAGAGAGAACGUCAGCACCUGAAACGAAUUCAAUUGCAAGCCAAUCGGAACGCCGUCCGGAAAACUAUGAUCUCGGCCGUGGCUCCUCCACCCCGCCUCCUCCCUCGCGGUGGCCUAGUCAUGCCUCCAUCCACGACAACCACUUCUCCUCCAUGGGCAUACAUCACAUACGCCGCUCCUGACUUCCGCGUUCCCCAUGCAUACGAGUCACGGGCUGCUCAAUCGUCGGCAAUCGGUGGUGUAGGGAUGUCAAGUUUGACAGGUGUUGAGCAUAGUUACGUCGGGCCUCCGUUCACUAGGUCCUCCAAUGGGGAUAGGGGGGCCAACUCUAGUGACAUAGACUUGCAUCUGAGCCUUUAA